This is a messenger RNA of Mugil cephalus (flathead mullet), 11805 nucleotides long. RefSeq names its product vacuolar protein sorting 13 homolog C (gene vps13c). Lineage: Eukaryota; Metazoa; Chordata; Actinopteri; Mugiliformes; Mugilidae. The coding region runs from base 92 to 11326 and encodes 3744 amino acids. Gene Ontology annotation, biological process: mitochondrion organization; protein retention in Golgi apparatus; protein targeting to vacuole. The record is from RefSeq and is a predicted model, not a curated record. The transcript has 88 exons. Gene Ontology annotation, cellular component: extrinsic component of membrane.
CUGAACCUAAACGUGACGUCAUCAACCAGGGCGGAAGCCAGGUGAAAUCUGACGGUGACCCGAUACUGGGUCCCGACCCGGACCCUUAGUCAUGGUGUUCGAGUCGCUGGUCAGCGACCUGCUCAACAGGUUCAUUGGAGACUACGUGGAGAACCUCGACAAGUCUCAGCUGAAGAUCGGAAUCUGGGGAGGAAAUGUUGUCCUGGAGAAUCUGAAGGUGAAAGAAAACGCUCUGAGCGAGUUCGAUGUUCCUUUCAAAGUAAAGGCUGGACAGAUCGAGAAGCUGACGUUGAAGAUUCCCUGGAAGAACCUGUACAAUGAGGCGGUGGUGGCCACGUUGGAAGGUCUCUACCUGCUGGUUGUUCCUGGAGCCACGAUUAAAUAUGAUGCAGCCAAAGAGGAGCGUUACCAGCAGGAGGCCAAGGCCAGAGAGCUGCAGCGCAUCGACGACGCUCUGAUGAUGGCGGCACGGAGAGCGUCUCAGACAGGAGAUCUGCUGUUCAGCCUGGAGCAGGUUGUUUACAAGGAACCGCACAAUGUUGCAAAGGGAAGUAAAAAACAUAAAAAGACCAAAAAGGCCUUGAAGAAACUAAAACGACACGACAAGACAGAUAAACCUGCGGAGGAGAAGAAGGACACUUUUGUGGAGAAACUGGCGACUCAGGUGAUCAAGAACCUGCAGAUGAAGAUCAGCAACAUCCACCUGAGAUACGAGGACGAGGUGUCAGACCCACAGGGCCCCCUGUCUAUGGGAGUAACACUGUCAGAGCUCAGCCUCCAGACCACAGAUGAGAACUGGAAGUCAUGUAUCCUCAACGAAGCUGCAAAGAUCAUCUAUAAGCUCGGCCGCCUGGACUCUCUCUGCGUUUACUGCAACGUCAACAGUUCGAUCUUCUACAAAGAGUCAUGGGAGAACGUUGUUGACCAGUUGAGGCGUGGGAUCAGCAGUAAGGACCAGGAGCUUCCUCACUACCAGUACAUUUUCAAGCCAAUCUUUGCUUCUGCUAAAAUCUGCAUCAACCCAAAUGCUGAGGUGGAGUUGCAGACUCCGAAGAUGGACCUUCACCUGGAAGUUCAGAACAUUGCUAUUGAGAUGACCCGACCUCAGUACCUGACAAUGGUGGAGCUGUUGCAGGCCUUCGACUCUAUGGUAAAGAACGCCUGCUACAGGAAGUUCAGACCUGAUGUCCCCGUCCAUGGAAACGCCAAAGCCUGGUGGCGUUACGGCAUCAACAGCAUCCUGGUCGUCCACAUCCGUCGCCUCAGUCACAUGUGGUCCUGGUCCAGCAUCAGAAAGCAUCGGCAGAACCUGAGGGCCUACAAGACCGCUUACAAGACCAAACUGCUGAGCCAGAGCAAGCUGAGUCAGGACACCGAGCAACAAAUCCAGGAUCUGGAGAAGGUUCUGGAUGUGUUCAACAUCACUCUGGCCCGUCAGCAGGCCCAGGCCGAGGUGAUCAGAUCAGGACAGAAGGUGGUGGGGAAGAAGGCGUCGGGGGGGCAGAAGCAGGGAGGAGGCUUCUUUAGCGGCUGGUUUGGGAGGAAGUCCAAGAAGGAGGAGCAGGAGGAGAGCAAGGAACUGGAGAGUUCAGGGCUGGAUCAGCUCAUGACGGCUGAGGAGAAGGAGAAGCUCUACACGGCCAUCGGCUACAGCGGCAGCUCCCAUAACCUGGCUUUACCCAGACAGUAUGUAGCCAUGGUCGUCACCUUCCAGCUGUUGAAGACUUCAGUGAUGGUCAGAGAGCAGCCUGGAGUCCCAGAGAUCCUCAAGAUCCAGAUGAUCGACCUCAGCACCAAAAUAUCUCAGAGACCUGGAGCUCAGGCCGUGAGGGUGGAGGUGGCGCUGGAGCACUGGUACGUUACCGGUUUGCAGCAGCAGGGGGCGGUGCCUUCCCUUAUCGCCUCGCUGGGCGAUUCGUCCUCUUCUUUACUUAGUGUUGUGUUUGAGUUGAACCCAGAGGAGAACACCAGCGACCAGCUGCUCAGAGUCCACUCUCAGCCGGUGGAGAUCAUCUACGACGCGGUGACUGUUAACAGCGUGGUUGAGUUCUUUAAGACGGGAAAAGGGGUGGAUCUGGAGGUCCUGACCUCAGCCACGCUCUCCAAACUAGAAGAGAUCAAGGAGAAAACUGCUGCAGGUUUAUCUCACAUCAUCGAGACCAGGAAGGUUCUGGACCUGAGGAUCGACCUUAAGCCAUCCUACCUGCUACUACCGAAGUCCGGAUUCUACAGCAACACGUCGGACCUGAUUGUCAUCGACUUUGGAAGCUUCCAGUUGAACAGUGUGGAGCAGAGUGGUCUGGGUUCGUCUCCAGCGUCCUUCUCGUCUCUGGAGGAGAUCAUGGAUCGAGCCUAUGACAGAUACAGCAUGGAGCUCAGAAGAGUUCAGGUUCUCUACAGCAAGUCAGGUGAGGCUUGGAAGUCAGCUCGCCUACAGAGUUCGUCCGUCCAACACAUCCUGCAGCCGAUGGACUUCACUCUCCACCUGGCCAAGUGUAUGGUGGAGAAGGACAGUAGGAUGCCCAGGUUCAAGGUGUCAGGGGAGUUGCCUCUUCUUCACGUCAAGAUCUCGGACCAGAAAAUCCAGAACGUCCUGGAGCUGGUCAACAGUAUCCCACUGCCCAACAUGGACUCAUCCCCCUCCAGCCCCGCAGAGAAGGUGCUGUCGUUGGCAGAGUCCAGACCACGAGGACUUGGCCUUCCCCCCGUCCUCCUGGACGCCCUGGAAACAGAUUCGGACACCAGCGAGAAGUCGACAGAUGAAGACCUCCAACUCUCAUCUCUGGAUGAACUCACUGACGUCCACUUCAAGUUUGAAGUCAGAGAGGUGCUCCUGGAGCUGACCCAGCAGGCGGACCAGGAAAGGACUGUCCUGUCCUUCAGUGUGAAUCAGCUUGGAGCCGAAGGGAAGAAGAGGAGCUUUGACCUGAAUAUGACCUCAUAUCUGGGACGCGUGGGGCUGGACUACUACGAUGCUCCAGGGAAUCGUUGUCUUCACCUCAUCAGCUCCUCAGAGCAGCAGAGCUCCGACCUUCUGAAGGUGGAAUACAUCAAGGCUGACUCUAGAGGUCCCAGUUUCCAGACUCUGUUCAACAACACAGAGCAGACCCUGAAGGUGGAGUUUUCCUCUCUGGAUUUCCUCCUCCACACCAGAGCUCUACUGUCCACCAUUAGCUACCUGAGCAACAUCCUGCCUCCACAGCCCGCCUCCCGAGACAGUGACUCCAGAAUCCAGGCUGAGAAGGUUAGCCGGGGUCAGACAGCUUCUAAAGGACAUAAAGAUGGGACCAUCUUCAGCUUCAAGCUCUUCGCCAUGUUGGGUUGUUUCCACGUGGAAGUUUGUGACGACCGCCGCAGCAUUGCCGACAUACGAGUCCAAGGAAUCGAUGCCUCAGUGUUGGUGCAGGACAGAGGGACGGACGUGUCUGCUCGUCUCCGAGACAUUGUGGUCACAGAUGUCAACCCCACAACUGUCCACAGAAAGGCUGUGUCCAUCAUGGGUGAGGAGGUGUUCAGCUUUAAUCUGUCCUUGUUUCCGGGGGCGACGGAGGGGGAGGGAUACGGCGACAUGUCGAAGGUGGACGGGAAAGUUACGAUGCGUCUGGGCUGCAUCCAGAUCAUCUACCUGCACAAGUUCCUCAUGUCUCUGCUGGCUUCUUUUAGCUUUCAGUAUUCGUCUGCUGAUGAGAUGUUCAUCGAUAACUUCCAGACAGCUAAAGAAGCUCUGAGCUCCGCCACGGCUCAGGCGGCUGAGAAGGCGGCGUCCAGUGUUCGAGACUUUGCUCAGAAGAGUUUCCGUCUGUCAAUGGACGUCAGGCUGAAGGCUCCGCUCAUCAUCAUCCCCCAGUCCUCCACCUCCCAGAAUGCUGUUGUGGUGGAUCUGGGUCUGAUCACGGUGGGAAACAGCUUCUCUCUACAGCCAGCUGAAGGUUUCCCUCUGCCAGCUGUGGUGGAGAAGAUGGACGUCCGUCUGACGCAGCUGAAACUUUCCAGGACCACACUGAAGACAGACUCCCCUCAGUCAGACAUUGAGAUCCUUCACCCAAUCAACUUAGAGCUGCUCGUUACACGAAGCCUGGCAGCGUCUUGGUUCUCAAAGAUCCCUGGAGUGCAGGUCCAGGGAGUCCUCCGGUCCCUCAAUAUGUGUCUGGGUGAGGGAGACCUCGGCGUACUGAUGAAGAUUCUGGUGGAGAACAUUGGGGAGGGAAGUAAAGAGCAUAGCACUGACGUCAAAAGACAGUUGGCUAAAGAGAAGGUGGAGCUUCCAGAGCAGCAGGUGUUAAUGUCGGGACCCGACACUGUGACCCCCAUCACCACCCAAGGUGAAAACAUCGUCACUGUUGCCCUGGACUUUGAAGUCAAAGAGGUUCUUCUGACCCUCAAGAAACCCAGGGACCAGAGCGAGGUCCCGUUUCUGGUCUUUCAAGUGGCUCAGCUGGGCUUCAAGACUAAAGUCAGGAAGUACGACAUGUGUGCCACAACAUACAUCAACAAGAUUAGCAUGAAGUGCCUGGAGUUCAAAGACUCCAGUGGCAAGCCACUGUGUCUCAUCAGCUCUUCGGUGGAAUCUGGAUCUGAGCUGCUCAAAGUUCAAUAUUUCAAGGCUGACCGGUCCGGACCGAACUUCACCUCCGUCUACAAGAACACAGAGCAGAUGGUCAACGUAACCUUCACCUCUCUUGACCUCAUGCUCCACACUGAGGCUCUGUUGUCAGCCAUCAACUUCCUGUCCACAGCGCUGUCCUCUGGCAUGGUGCCGUCCUCUGGUAGAGAUGCCAGACUGCAGAUGGAGGGCAAGACGACAUCCGCCAAGUCCACCACCCUGGUGUCACCUGCAGACUCUGAUGUCAUUGAGCUGAAGGUGAAGGUAGUGCUGGGAGCCUUCAACAUCCUGGUGUGUGAUCAGGCCUGCAACAUGGCUGACAUCAAGAUCCAAGGUGUGGACGGCUCUUUGCUGAUGCAGGGAUCACAGACUCAUAUAUCAGCCCGUCUACGAGACUUCCUAGUUCUAAAUGUUGAUGGAAAUAGUGUCCACAAGAAGGCCAUCUCCAUCGUAGGAGACGAGGUGUUCAGUUUCAACAUUAGUCUGACUCCCAAUGCCACAGAGGGCGCCUCCUAUGCUGACACCUCCAAAAGCGACGGCACGGUGAAGCUGAACGUGGGCUGCAUCCAGGUGGUGUACCUGCACAAGUUCUUCAUGUCUCUGCUGAACUUUGCCAACAACUUCCAGACAGCUAAAGAAGCUCUGAGCGCUGCCACGUCUCAAGCGGCCGAGAAAGCGGCAUCUGGCGUUCGAGACUUUGCCCAGAAGAGUUUCCGUUUGUCCAUGGACAUCAGACUGAAGGCUCCACUCAUCAUCAUCCCACAGUCCUCUACCUCUUUUGAUGCUCUGGUGAUGGACCUGGGUCUGAUCACAGCUGGAAACAACUUCUCUCUGCAGCCUGUUGACAGAUGUCCACUCCCGGCAGUCAUCGACAACAUGGACAUGCAGCUGACGCAGUUAAAACUCUCCAGAACCAGUUUGGACCCACUGUCAGACCGACUCAGCACUGAGCUACUGGAGCCAGUCAACCUGCAUUUGAAAAUCAGGAGGAACCUGGCGACUACGUGGUACAAGAAGAUGGCUGCUGUGGAGAUCGAUGGAGAUCUGAAGCCCAUGAAGCUGGAGCUCAGUCAGGACGACCUGAAGGUGCUGCUCAGGAUCCUGAUGGACAAUCUGGGAGAGGCUGAAGAAUCAGAAUCUGCUGGCCCCAGACAGGAGGCCAGUCUGCAGGUCCGACCGGCUGGAGACGCCCCGACAGGUGUUGCUGGGAAGCCAACCGUGAGCAGUGAUGAAGAUGAGGACGAAGCUCUGGUCACUGUAAAGUUUAACUUAAACAUUGAAUGUCUCGGUCUGGUUCUUUACCGCAACGAUCCAGAACAGCCGCCUGAGCUUCAGCACCAGCAGAACCUCAGACUCGGAGAGUUUGUCCUUCACCUUCUGAAAUCCUCUGGGACGAUCAUGGCCAGCGGCAGCAUGGAGGUGAACACAGUCCUAAGCAACUGCAGGCUGGACGACCUGAGGGCCGGCAUGGAGAGGGUGACCUCACGGAUGGUGGGACGGAGGGACGAGGACAGCUCAGAAGCCAUGAUUGAUGUGACGUAUCGGCGCAGCGCUGCAGAGCAGGAGGUGGUGGCGGUUCUGCAGAAACUCUACUUGUGUGCGAGUGUGGAGUUUCUCAUGGCCGUUGCAGAUUUCUUCCUGCAGGCUUUUCCCCAGAGUUCAACUCCAUCCACCUACUCAGCCCCAAGCAGCAGACUCCCACUGAGACAGACCACCGAACCACGAGCCAACACCAAGAAAGGCUCCAAAGGGAGGACUCGUCUUCGGGCGGUGGUAGUGGACCCGGAGGUGGUGUUUGUGGCCAGUCUGAUGAAAGCUGACGCUCCGGCACUCGUGGCCUCGUUCCAGUGUGACUUUGCCCUUCAGGUGGAGGAGGACGGAGCCCAGGACAUGAGAGCAAACCUGAGGGAACUGAAAGUCACUGCUAGCCCCUUCAUCCAGGACAAGGAGGUCAAGGCGGUCACCACUGUGCUGAGACCCUGCUCGGUCGCUUUAGAAACCAGACGCCAACCCACCCAACCACUGAGUGGCUCAGUGAUGGUGGAGGAGAUCAUCGUAAAGAUCUCUCCGUUUAUCCUCAACACCGUGAUGACCAUAAUGGCUGCGAUGGCAGCGAAGCAGCAUGAUGAGCAGAGUCAGGAGUCGAAGCCAGACGUUGGAGACCUGUGGUCAGUCAUGAAUGUCUACCACUGCAACUACUGGUUCCUUGGAGUGGACCAGGCCACCGAGGCCACUGAGAGUUUUAGAGAACCUGAUGGAAGCAACGAGGGCGAGAGCUUUGCCGCUAAAGUCAAGGUCGUCCAAGUGACUCUGGAGUCUGGUCUGGGCCAUCGAACGGUCCCCCUGCUGCUUGCCGAGUCCUCCUUCAACGGGUCGGCCAAAAACUGGUCGUCUCUACUGCAGCUGAAGGCCGACAUGACGCUGGAGGUGAAUUACUUUAACGAGGUCCAUGCUGUGUGGGAGCCUCUGAUUGAACGAGUGGACAGCGGCAGCCGGAGGUGGAACCUGGAGCUGGAGGUGAAGAACAACCCGGUCCAGGACAGGAGUCCUGUUCAUGGAGACGACUUCAUUUUUCUCCCUGAGCCUCGCACCCUCAUCAACAUCUGCUCCAAAGACACCAUGAACAUCACCGUCUCCCAGUCCACCCUCAACGUCCUCCACAACCUGGCCAAGGCGUUCUCUGAGGGCACCGCCUCCACCUUUGACUACUCCAUGAAGGAGAAGGCCCCCUUCACCAUCAGGAACUCUCUGGGGAUUCCUCUCAUUGUGCAGCACAGCGCCAACUUGAGGCCGGUGGGGUCUGUGACGCAGGGAAAGUUACACGAGUUGGUGGUGGACCAGAGUAUGGACUUGGACCACUCCAUGUUCGAGCCGUCGUCCAGAGGAAAGCUGUCGGCUUUGCAGCGCCAGGAGAGCUGCCUGUUCAACCUCAGCCUCGUCCCGUCCGGAUACAGCGAGAUCUCCAACAUCUCCGUGGACAAACCGGGACGUCUCCUCUACAAUGUUCGCGGUCCGAAGCUCCAGGAGGUUGUUUCUGUUCUGCUGCAGAUCGACGCCUCUGAAGGAAACAAGGUCAUCACGGUCCGCUCCCCCCUCCAGAUUUUGAACCACUUCUCGGUGCCGUUCUCCAUCCUGAAAUACUGUCCCACAUCCAGGACUCUGCAGAGUGUUGGACAGGCCCAGCCUGAGACAGAGUUUCAUGUCACCUUGGAGACGUACAGGUCUCAGCUGUUUGUGUGUCCAGGGGGGACUCUGGAGGGACAUUAUGGGCCGUCGUCCUCCUGCGUGUCCUGGCAGGAGGAGGUCCAUCGCAGCCUGGAGGUGUCCUCGCUGCUGCAGUGUCCUGCUUCCAGUGGUGUAGGCAUGGACGGAGUCCUACCCCUGAUGGUGUCCACGCUGGCCGUCCCCGACAUCCUACGCCACAUUAGCAGCCACGGCGAGGAGGACUGGGACCCCGCCUACGUCCUCCAUCUGUAUCCCGUGGCAACGCUGCGUAACCUGCUGCCCUACAGCGUCCGCUACAUGAUGGAGAACUCGGCCGACUUCUACGAGCUGCAGGAAGGCUCCGCCUCCGACCUGGUCAACGCCCGUCUCUCAGGGGAGAUCCUGUCUCUGGCUCUGACCAGGUAUCAGGGACGGAACUGGCAUGGACACCUUCGUCUCGAGCGGGACAUGCCUGAGUUCCUGGCCGUGUGUCUCACCUGUGAGACGGACGUCCACAUGACGGUGGACGUGAGUGUCCACGUGACAAGGACGAGUGGCCGGCUGCUGCUGUCCCUCUUCAGCCCCUACUGGAUCAUCAACAAGACGUCCCGAGUCCUCCAGUACCGAGCCGAGGAUGUCAGCGUCAAACACCCGGCGGACUUCAGGGACAUUGUCCUCUUCUGCUUCAGGAAGAAAAACCUCUUCAGCAAAAGCAAGCUCCAGCUCAGUGUGUCCACCAGCUCGUGGUCGGACGGCUUCUCUCUGGACACCGUGGGGAGUUACGGCUGUGUUCGUUGUCCCUCCAACAACAUGGACUUCCUGGUGGGCGUUAGCAUCCAGAUUAGCAGCUUUAACCUGACCCGCAUUGUCACCAUGAGUCCUUUCUACACUCUGGUCAACAAAUCGUCGUAUGAGCUAGAGGUUGGAGAGGUCAUCAGCCACAGCGCCACCAAGUGGAACUACAUCUCCUCCUCUGAGUGCCUCCCUCUGUGGCCUGAGAGUAGUUCAGGGAAGUUGUGCGUCCGUGUGGUCGGCUCUGAAUCCAGCUCCAAGACCUUUUUCUUCAAUCAGCAGGACAACGGGACCCUGCUGAGCCUGGACAUGUGCGGAGGAAUCAUUGUGGACGUCAACAUCUCGGAUCACUCCACCUUCAUCAGCUUCAGUGAUUAUUAUGAAGGAGCAGCUCCCGGCCUUCUGCUCAACCACACCCCCUGGGUCACCAUCAGCUACCGACAGAGGGGUUCAGAUGUGGUUCACCAGCUGAAACCCAAUGAGGCUCGGCGGUUUGCGUGGGACGACCCAGCCGGCGUUCGAAUGCUCAACUGGAGCUACAAGGAGCAUUCAGGAGAACUGGACCUACUGAAGGAUGAGGUGGGUCAGUUUUCCUACGACAGUCAGUCUCAGGUCCACUGGGUUUCCUUCCUGGACGGACGUCAACGGGUACUUCUGUUCACCGAGGACGUCAGCGUGUUGACGAAGGCCCGACAGGCGGAGGAGCUCGAACAGUUUCAACAGGAAGUCAAGCUGUCGCUGCAAAACCUCGGCCUGUCACUGAUUAACAACAGCAGCCGGCAGGAGAUCGCCUACAUCGGGGUCACCAGCUCUGGUGUAGUCUGGGAAAUGAAGCCGAAGAAUCGCUGGAAGUCGUUUAGUCAGAAAAACAUCAACCUGCUGGAGAAAACCUACCAAAAUCAACUGAGUGGGAAAACAGAGGGGGGCUGGGUCAAAGUGGACACCAACCUGGAGGUGAACCUCAGUGGAGCCACCAUGAUGAUGCGGCAGCCAUUUUCUUGUCCAGUGAGGAGGAACUUCCUGUCAGGGAUCCAGGUGGAGUUCAAGCAGUCAUUGCACCAACGGAGCCUCCGAGCUCAGUUGCACUGGCUGCAGGUGGACAACCAGUUGCCAGGUGCCAUCUUCCCCAUCGUCUUCCAUCCGGUUCCUCCUCCAAAGUCCAUCGCUUUGGACUCAGAGCCAAAGCCCUUCAUCGAUGUGUCCGUCAUCACCAGGUUCAACCAGCACAGCAGCGUCAUGCAGUUCAAGUAUUUCAUGGCCCUGGUUCAGGAGAUGGCGGUGAAGAUUGAUCAGGGUUUUCUGGGAGCCAUCUUGGCUUUGUUCACACCUGCCACUCAACCCCAGGGCGACAAACAGAAGUCUGGGCUGAUUCAGGGAGAUCUGCAGCGGCUGCAGGCUGAGCUAACAGAGGCCGAACUGAGCGACACUUCAGGGCUCAGCUUCUUUGAACAUUUCCACAUCUCACCCAUCAAGCUCCACCUCAGUUUGUCUCUGGGCUCCAGCGGUGAUGACUCAGCUCAGGAAACUGCAGCUAUUCAGUCUCUGAACCUGCUCCUGAAAAGUAUCGGAGCGACUCUGGCGGACGUCGACGACCUGAUCUUCAAAUUGGCUUUUUUCGAGGUGAAGUACCAGUUUUACCGAAGAGAGACGCUGAUGUGGGAGGUGGCUCGACACUACAGUGAACAGUUCCUGAAGCAGAUGUAUGUUCUGGUUCUUGGUCUGGACGUUCUUGGAAACCCAUUUGGAUUGAUCCGAGGUCUGUCUGAAGGAGUGGAGGCCUUCUUCUACGAGCCAUUCCAGGGAGCUGUUCAAGGUCCGGAGGAGUUUGCUGAAGGUUUUGUGAUCGGAGUCCGCAGCCUGUUGGGUCACACAGUUGGUGGUGCUGCUGGCGUAGUUUCCAGGAUCACAGGUUCAGUGGGUAAAGGUCUGGCCGCCAUCACCAUGGACAAAGAGUACCAACAGAAACGACGAGAGGAAAUGAACCGACCACCCAAGGACUUUGGAGAGAGUCUAGCUAAAGGAGGAAAAGGACUGCUGAAGGGAGUCGUUGGGGGAGUUACAGGCAUCGUCACCAAACCAGUGGAGGGAGCUAAGAAGGAGGGGGCAGCAGGCUUCUUUAAGGGCAUCGGUAAAGGUCUGGUGGGGGUGGUGGCCCGGCCAACAGGGGGCAUCGUGGACAUGGCCAGUAGCACCUUCCAGGGUAUCCAGAGAGGUCACCAAAGAGCGGCCGAGUCCACGGAGGAAGUGACCAAACUUCGUCCAGUGCGUCUGAUCCGGGAGGACGGGAUCAUCCGACCAUAUGACCGGACCGAGUCACAGGGCUUCGACCUUUUCCAGCGUUCCCAGGUGAACCAGCUCCCAGGUGAAGCGUUCAGAGACCACUGUCAGUUUCCAGGACACAGAAAGACCAACAUCAUCGUUACCAACAGGAGGGUUCUGUGUGUGAAGGAGAUUGAUUUCAUGGGUCAUUUCCACAAAGAGUGGGAAUGUUUGUUUGAGAACUUCUAUCAUCCUCCAACGGUGACGGGAUCAGAGCUGAAGAUUUACUGCAAGGAGCAGAAGCUGAAGCUGAAGCGAGAUGUUCAGGAACCAGUGAGGAUCGUUCAGCUCAAAGACGCCAGCGUUGCUCAGAAGCUGCAGGCAGCCAUCAGCGACGCUCGUGUUUCACAGCAGCAGCUUCGUAUGAUGAGACAGAAGUCGCAGCGUUUCCUGAAAACCAGCCGAUGAUGUCACUUAAGAAUUAAAACAGGAAGUUGAUUCAUCUGAACAUAGAAUGUGAUCAAUAGCAAAUUAAAUGAAAAUGUAAUGUUUAAUUACAUGUCUUCAGAUGUAAUUGAUUUGUUCAGAGUUCUUUUAUUUUAUUUUAUUUUUAUUUUAUUUUGUUGUGGGUAUUUUGUCCUGCUGAAUGUCUGAAGAUGAAGCCAUAAAAACAACAUGUUGCACUAAAGGAUGUUUAUGUUCAGUUUUAAACACAGAAAGAUGUGAUGUCAACAAAUCAGUCAGCUGAUUCUACAUCUACAUAUUAGAAUCUAUUUGAGUGAAAACAUUAAAUGCUCACUUACUGAUUCAGUUUAACUGUUUUAGUUGUUGGAGAUGUUUGUCUGUUUAAAACUGACCCUGAAGAACAAAUGUGUUUACGUGAUUAUAUUAGACUGAGACCUGCUGACUUUUGUAACCAAAACUUCAAUAAAAAGAUGGGUUUCCUA